AUGGAGCUCACGAAGCAGGGCCGGCCGCCAUUGCCUCCACGGCCACGGAGAAGCUCCGUGCCCGUGUCCAUGACCCAGCAGCCAGAGCGGGCGUCGCCGCCGGCCAAGGCCAAUCCGCAGAUGCUCGAGUCCCUGAGAUCGAAACUCAGGGAGGCUCUGGCCGCUGCCUUGAGUAUCAUGGAUUCUGGGCAGCAAUCUUCUGCAAACGCGGGUUCAGCUAGCGAGUACAGGAUUCGUAAGGCCCAAAGCUUAGCAUCCAAAAUUGAAGAGGAACUGUUCAAAUUGUUCGGAGGGGUCAGCAGGAAGUACAAGGAGAAAGGCGCGUCGCUCGUGUUUAAUCUGGAAGGCGAACACAAUCCCGUGCUGAGGGAAAUGGUUUUGUCCGAACAAAUAUCACCUAAAUGGUUGUGCGCAAUGACUAUUGGAGAGCUUGUAAAGAUGUUUCGUCUUAAGAUACAAGUGGAUGAUAGAGGCUUGGUGAGGAAAACACACAAGGGAGAAUUUCUAGUUGAGGCGGAAGAAACUGACGAAGAUGUUUUUCGGGUACCAGCUGGGCCUCGGGGUGAUUCACUUCCAUCAGAACCUAUUAUCGCACUUCAAACCAAAUCUUCUGAUGAUGAAACAGCAAGUGCACAAUGCAGGGAGACCAUCAAGGAAUUGGACGACAGCACUGUGCAAGACGAUGAAGUUGUUGGGACAUGGAACAGCAGCACAUCAAGUGAUUUAGAAUAUCUAGCAGGUGGGAUAAAUGAUCUUGUGCUGCAACCAAGGUAUGAUGUCUUGAAUGGGCCAGAGAUCGUCUCGUUCUCUGAUUUCCCGCGGAUUGUUGCUUCAGAACCACAUUUUAAACAUCGACCCAUUGGUGCCCCGCUGCAAGAUGAUCGUAAUAGUAACAAAGCUGAGAAAGUCAACUCAGCAAAUUUCCCCAUAACUAUGGACAUGGCUGCUGUAUCAGAAUUCCAAAUUCAUUCUGAGGAUGUGCCAUCUCAACAAAGUUAUUGUGAAUCCAAGUUAGAAUCACCCAUGAACAAACCAGCUUCAGUUCUGGAUCCAGUUGAAGAACCAAAGGGAGAUGUGUUAGCCAAAUCCUCCCCUCAAAUGGUGGAUGCUGAAGAAUCACGUACUGUUAAUGGCUUGACUACUGAAUCUUCUAUGCAGUGUAAGAUAACUCCUGAUGUUUCAUUGACGCGUCACAGUAUAUGGGAGGCAACAAUUCAGCAUGAGUCUUCGCGCACAAAUAUUGUUGUUAUCUUUAAAAGCGGUGAAAAACCAUCUACACAUCAGUGGCACCGCUUUCUUAGGAUCGAGGGACGAGUCAGGCUUAGUGCUCUUAAAGAAUUUCUUAUAGAGCUUCUCAAAUCCAGGAGCCGUACUAUAUUGGUAACCGAGUUGCGUUGGAAGGAGGGCUCUCUUGAGAGUGGUCGACAUCAUCUCUUAAAGACUAUUGACUCGUAUACCGCCAAUGAGACAGUAGGGCUGGUGAAGCCAGCUCAAGGGAUCACGUUGUACCUAUGUCCUUCUCAAGGGAAGGCAGCUCAGAUACUUGCUGACCACCUGCCAAAGGAGCACUUGCGUAGUUUAACCGUGUCUAGAACAUCAAUCAUUGGAGUCGUCGUGUGGCAAAGGCCCCAUGCCUCAUCUAGGGAAGUUGUAGCCGCUGACGUUCCUCCGGGUGUAGGUUCUCGUGUUGUUAGGCACCAGGAUGGUCUACCUGCUGAAUACAAUUUGGUUAGCGUCUCAAACUCAGCUGCCGAUGUGACAAGGACACAGUCCUACAAGAGCCAUCAGCUUCCAGUGCACACUUCCAAUGACACAAGGAUAGAAGAAAUUAUUCGCAAGUAUGACAAGACACAUUCUCAAGGUAAUCUCCAGCAGGAGCGGAUUCAACAACCACACUACCCUUAUCAACAGUAUCAUCAGCAGCUGCAGCACCAUUCAAUGCGUCAGUAUCACAUGGCACGGAAUUCACACAGCCCACUGGCAUACACGCAGCACCAGAAUACUGCCAUGCCUGUGCGUGGACGGCCCCUGAUUUACGGGCACCCCAUGCAGCCUGCUCAGCAAUCCUACUCUGGUGUGCCCGACGAUGGCAGUCAAACCCAUGUCACCCGGGCAUGGUAUCUACAGUAG
This is a messenger RNA of Aegilops tauschii subsp. strangulata, 2130 nucleotides long. Lineage: Eukaryota; Viridiplantae; Streptophyta; Magnoliopsida; Poales; Poaceae. The record is from RefSeq and is a predicted model, not a curated record.